AUGAUCCAGUCCAUGUUCAUCAUGACCACCACCGGUGAGGUGAUCAUCGAGAAGCACUGGCGCGGCAUUACGAGUCGUAAUGUAUGUGACUUCUUCAUGGAGGAGGUCAACAAGUACCGCGAGCGCGAGGACGUGCCGCCUAUCAUUACGACCAGCAAGUAUUACCUGGUUAGCGUCUUCCGCGACGAUCUAUUCGUACUUGCCGUCGUCACCAACGAGAUCUCUCCCCUAUUCGUGAUCGAGUUCCUGCACCGAGUACUCGCGGUCUUCCGUGAUUAUUUCGGUAACUUCGACGAGAAUUCCAUGAAGGACAACUUCUCAACAGUCUAUCAGCUACUGGAGGAGAUGCUGGACAAUGGUUACCCACUCACCACAGAGCCCAACGCUCUUAAAGCCAUGGUGGCUCCUCCCUCGACUGCAAACCGCAUCGCUGCCAUGGUAUCCGGCAAGUCGCGUGUAAGCAACACGCUUCCCGACGGCGCCAUCUCCAACAUCCCGUGGCGCAAAGCUGGUGUGCGCUACACGCAGAACGAAAUCUACUUCGACAUUGUGGAGGAAAUCGACGCUAUUAUCGACGUAUCCGGUCGCAUGAUCUCGUGCGAGGUGAACGGCGCCAUUCACAGUAAUAGUCGCCUCUCUGGCGUCCCGGAUCUCACUAUGGUGUUCACAGAUCCUUCGGUGAUCGACGACUGCUCAUUCCACCCAUGUGUGCGGUACUCAAGAUACGAACGCGAACGGGUCAUCUCGUUCGUGCCUCCUGACGGACAGUUCGAGCUCAUGCAGUACCGUGUGCAGGUUCAAGAACUCGUGCCGCCUGUGUACUGUCAGCCGCAGAUCUCAUACAAGGAGAAAGGUGGCGGUACUCUGGACCUGGUGAUCGGCACUCGUGGGAUGCCUACGCUCAACUCGAACGCUAAGAAGAACCUGCAGGUGGAAGAUGUCACUGUCGAGGUGACAUUCCCGAAGAGUGUACGCACAGUGGAUGUCAACACAGAGCAUGGCACAUGUCUGUUCGAUGAGGCGUCCAAGACUGUCAAGUGGAACGUGGGCAAACUGGGCAAGAAGGUGCUAAAUCCGUCGCUGCGAGGCAACAUCAUUCUUCAUCAGAGCGCUUCAGUACCGGACGAGAAGCCUGUGGUGGUGCUCGGCUUCAAGGUGCCUAUGUCUACUGUCUCUGGUCUGAACGUUGAAACGUUGCUGAUCACUAACGAGAAGUACAAACCUUACAAGGGCGUGCGGACGAUGACUAAAGCUGGACGCUUCCAGAUCCGGACGUAG
This is a messenger RNA of Phytophthora nicotianae INRA-310, 1278 nucleotides long. RefSeq lists its product as hypothetical. NCBI's taxonomy places the organism in Eukaryota, Oomycota, Peronosporomycetes, Peronosporales, Peronosporaceae. Bases 1 to 1278 code for a protein of 425 amino acids. The record is from RefSeq and is a predicted model, not a curated record. Gene Ontology annotation, biological process: intracellular protein transport; endocytosis. The transcript is spliced from 3 exons. Gene Ontology annotation, cellular component: cytoplasmic vesicle; clathrin adaptor complex.